AUGGUUAAAAUUUCCCACAUGAUUGGACUCUUCAUGGCUGACAUGUUUUUAAUUGUUGGAGCAUACGAUGUUCUUCUUGGCGCCUACUACGGCCUUUUAGGUGACAACUUAUCAUCCCCAGCGUCAGUGGUGCAACUCUGUCGAAAAUACAACAUUUCCCGCGUUCGAUUGGAAGUUUCAAACAUCGAUGUUAUAGAAGCGUUUCGUGGCACAGAAAUUGAUUUAUCUUUAGGUGUCCCCAACGACAUGUUACCAAACAUGGCGACCAAUAAGACUUUGGUUGAGGAGUGGUUUAACACCUACGUCGAGCCGUAUGUUAACGAUUACAUUAUCAAUUAUAUCGUUGUCGGUGACAAGGCCAUCCCUGGCCUCGACGACAACAUAUUGCCUGUCAUGAAAUCCCUUCAAGAUCUCCUCAACGCUCACUACUUCGGAGAAGCGAAACUCACCACAUUGGUUGGUUUCAACGCAUUGGCUGUUACAAACCCUCCAUCCAGCGGCGCGUUCAACCCGGCCAUUGUUGAGAACAUGAGAGGAAUCCUCGAGUUCUUACGAGGAGAAGGGUCUCCUCUGAUGGUUAGCGUAUAUACGUAUGAUCAAUAUGUUUAUGGUGGUAAUAGAAGCUUGGGUUAUGCGACACUUAGUGAACAAAACUCGUUGGUUCGUGAUGGGAUGUUGAGUUAUAAUAACUUGUUUGAUGAAAUGGUGGAUGCGUUUUAUGCAGCCAUAGAUAAGGAAAAUGUUGGAGAUGUGGCCAUUGUUAUUGGGGAAACUGGUUGGCCUACUUGUGGGAAUUAUAACGCUACGACACCGUUACUUGCAGCGGAGUACAAUCGGAACUUCAAGAGUCAUAUUAGCUCAGGAAAGGGGACACCCAGAAAAGAAAAUAUUUAUAUUGAAGGAUUUAUUAGGAGUAUAUUCAAUGAGAAUCAAAAGCCUGAAGGAGAGUCACGGUGUUAUGGCAUGUUCAACGUUGAUUCUACACCUAUUUACUCGCCAGUGUUUUAAUUGGGUUAGAUGUAUCCUAUGGUAAAAUGGUGUUUUUCAUGGGAAGUUUUUGGUACUAAAUACUAAGAUAGCUUGAAAAAAUAACUUGUGUAUUACUUCUAUUCCUUCCCUUGUGUGUG
Cucurbita maxima (winter squash) is the source of this 1127-nucleotide messenger RNA. RefSeq names its product probable glucan endo-1,3-beta-glucosidase BG4. Gene Ontology annotation, biological process: carbohydrate metabolic process. Gene Ontology annotation, cellular component: plasma membrane. The record is from RefSeq and is a predicted model, not a curated record. Bases 1 to 1008 code for a protein of 335 amino acids. Gene Ontology annotation, molecular function: hydrolase activity, hydrolyzing O-glycosyl compounds. The transcript has 2 exons. NCBI's taxonomy places the organism in Eukaryota, Viridiplantae, Streptophyta, Magnoliopsida, Cucurbitales, Cucurbitaceae.